Magallana angulata is the source of this 1983-nucleotide messenger RNA. RefSeq lists its product as uncharacterized. Bases 232 to 1617 code for a protein of 461 amino acids. Lineage: Eukaryota; Metazoa; Mollusca; Bivalvia; Ostreida; Ostreidae. Gene Ontology annotation, biological process: DNA integration. The record is from RefSeq and is a predicted model, not a curated record. Gene Ontology annotation, molecular function: nucleic acid binding. The transcript has 2 exons.
CGUUCUGUUUUUGCAAACGAACUUCCAACAUCUGUGUGGUUAACUGGGCCAAAGAUUAUUUUGGAUCAUAAUCAACAAGAUUAUUCAAAAUACCCGUUAUUGGACCCUGAUAAUGACUGUGAAAUUAGAAGGACUGUCACUGUAGUUAAGACAAGUGUACUUCAUGGAUUGAACUCAAAUGUGUUCACAAGAUUUUCUACCUGGGAUUCUCUAAUUCGUGGACUAUCAUUCAUGCGUAGUGCUAUUCGCCAGAAAAUCAACCUUGAAAAGCUCAGUCAAACAAAGCUUUACCAAAGUAUGGAGAAGAUUGUUAUCAAAAGUGUACAGUUUGAAGCUUAUGGACAGGAUAUAGAAAGACUUAAGGAGCACAAACCAGUCACCAAAGGUAGUCCGCUACAAAAACUGGAUCCUUAUCUGGAUAACGAAGGUCUGCUACGUGUAGGAGGCAGAAUUCUCACCGGAGAUGUACUGGCUGGAUCCAACGGACCUAUUAUUGUUCCGAAAAAGUCACAUGUGGCAAGAUUGCUUAUAAAGCACCAUCAUCAGAAAUGUAAACAUCAGGGACGUCACCUAACUGAAGGUGCUGUGAGAUCCGCAGGUUACUGGGUAAUGGGUGCCAAGAGACUUAUUUCAUCAUUAUUAAACUCGUGUGUAAUUUGUAGAAAGUUACGACGUAAACUUGAAACACAGAAAAUGGGAAAUAUACCUGACUUUCGAUGCAAGCCAUCACCACCGUUCACGUAUGUGGGAGUAGACACCUUUGGGCCCUGGGAGGUGACAGCUAGAAAAACUAGAGGAGGAGUUGCUAAUGCUAAAAGAUGGGCAAUCUUAUUUACAUGUUUGACGAGCAGAGCAGUACACAUAGAGCUGGUGGACGAGAUGACAUCCAGUGCCUUUAUCAAUUCCCUCAGGCGUUUUGUAGCAAUGCGCGGUAAAGUCACUGAGUUUUAUUCAGAUAGAGGAACUAAUUUUGUUGGAAGUACAGAUGCACUUAACAUCAAUGCAAUCAACAUAGAAUCUCCAACCCUGAAGAAGUAUAUGGUGGAAAAUGGCUCUACUUGGAUAUUUAACCCACCACAUGCAUCCCAUAUGGGAGGGAUAUGGGAAAGGAUCAUUGGAACAGCGCGCAGAAUUCUUAAUGCUAUCAUCAUGGAGUCAAAGAAACCACUUACACAUGAUGUUUUGAAUACAUUUAUGUAUGAAGUUUGUGCUAUUAUCAACAGUCGACCAUUAGCGAACGUGUCGGUAGAUCCAACACAGCCAUCAGUUCUUUCCCCUUCAGUAUUGCUGACACAAAAGACUGAAGUUGAUUAUGGACCGUUUCAAGCAGUUGAUGUGAAGGACAUGUACAGAUCAUCAUGGAAACACACACAACUUUUAGCCAACCAGUUCUGGAAAAGAUGGCAGCAAGAAUACCUUUACAGUCUUCAAACCAGGAGGAAGUGGACUUAUUCUAAGGAAGACAUCAACGUUGAUGACGUAGUACUCUUAAAGGAUUCUGACACCGUUAGAUACGAAUGGCCAAUGGCAGUUGUUCAACGUACCUUCCCAAGUAAAGAUGGACAUGUUCGGAAAGUAGAGCUACGCACCGUUAGAAACGGAACUUGUAUUACUUAGACCUAUCACCGAGAUAGUUCACUUAUUUACACCUUAAGAAGAGUGACAUUAUAGAACGUCAGGCGGGGAGUGUAACGUCACCGGAAUUUACGGUGCCGGUCAGUUUUGGGUUUCUAUUUUACUUGGUGAUAAUUACAUCCGGUAAGCUGUUUCUGGGAGACAUUAUUUCCCGCGCGUCUGGGACGCACAGAUCCAUUUGAAGACCCUCUACAGCGUCAGGGACGCUUCGUCAUCCAUAUCUUCGUGGUGCAAAGGCGCAACGAUUUGUUACCGUAAAUUUCCUGCUAUAUUGGCUGAAUAAAGAAUGUAAAAAGCUGGGCGUUUUACUUCAACAUACAAAAUGGGCCUGUGGCAGAACACCAUUUG